Arvicola amphibius (Eurasian water vole) is the source of this 1358-nucleotide messenger RNA. RefSeq names its product transmembrane protein 38A (gene Tmem38a). Gene Ontology annotation, biological process: potassium ion transmembrane transport. The record is from RefSeq and is a predicted model, not a curated record. Lineage: Eukaryota; Metazoa; Chordata; Mammalia; Rodentia; Cricetidae. The transcript is spliced from 6 exons. The coding region runs from base 117 to 1013 and encodes 298 amino acids. Gene Ontology annotation, cellular component: membrane. Gene Ontology annotation, molecular function: potassium channel activity; identical protein binding.
CCGGGCCUGGGGCGGUGCCUGGCAGCGCGGCGGGCUCAGUGGCGGGGGCGCAGUCGCCCGGGCGGCUGGCGGCGGGACGCACCGGGCCAGGGGCCUGAGAGGUACCCGCCAACGCCAUGGACCUGAUAUCAGCGCUGAGCCUGGGAGAGCUAGCGCUCAGCUUCUCACGGGUGCCGCUCUUCCCGGUUUUCGACCUUAGUUACUUCAUCGUCUCCAUCAUUUACCUGAAGUAUGAGCCAGGAGCUGUGGAGCUGUCCCGGCGCCACCCGGUGGCAUCCUGGCUGUGCGCCAUGCUGCACUGUUUUGGGAGUUACAUCCUGGCUGACUUGCUCCUCGGGGAGCCCAUCAUUGACUACUUCAGCAACAGCUCCAGCAUCCUGCUGGCCUCCGCGGUGUGGUACUUGAUUUUCUUCUGUCCCUUGGACCUCUUCUACAAAUGCGUCUGCUUCCUGCCUGUGAAACUCAUCUUUGUGGCCAUGAAGGAGGUGGUGAGGGUUCGGAAGAUUGCCGUGGGCAUCCACCAUGCACACCACCACUACCACCACGGGUGGUUCAUCAUGAUCGCCACUGGCUGGGUCAAAGGCUCUGGUGUUGCCCUCCUGUCCAACCUGGAGCAGCUGCUUCGAGGAGUCUGGAAACCGGAGACCAAUGAAAUCCUGCACAUGUCCUUCCCCACCAAAGCCAGCCUGUAUGGAGCUAUUCUGUUCACCCUGCAGCAGACGCGCUGGCUCCCCGUCUCCAAGGCCAGCCUCAUCUUCGUCUUCACCAUGUUCAUGGUGUCAUGUAAGGUGUUCCUGACGGCCACGCACUCCCACGGUUCUCCGUUUGAUGUCCUGGAGGGUUACAUCUGCCCGGUGCUGUUUGGGGCAGCUUGGGGAAGUGACCAUCACCAUGACAACCAUGGAGCACCACAUGGCGGAGGCUUAGGCACCCAGCACGCAGGCCUGCCUGCCAAGGCCAGGGAGGAGCUGAGUGAAGGCUCCAGGAAGAAGAAGACCAAGAAGGCCGAUUAAGGAGCAGCCCCAGGCAUCCACGGGAUGUUGGGGAGAAGGGUGUGGACUCAGGGAACCUCAGAACUUAGGGGCAUACAGAACUCAAGAGAUCCCCUCCACCAGCCUCUACUUCCCUAUCCACAGUUUGGAGCCAUCAGCUGCUCACAGGGCUGAUGCGGGGCUGAGAUGCGAGGGUAGAGGAGUUGGGUAGGGGUGAGAAGCCCUGCUUUCUGCUAGACCCUGUCAUGACAUCACAGCCUUCGGGGUCACGCAAUCUUCACGGUGCCAGCCGCCGAAGCCCUGGCCAGUAGACUCUUGGUUUUCUUUCUUUGUUCUUUCAAAAUAUAUCUUGUAACCAAAAAGCCA